AAAAGAUAUGUGCAAAAAGGUCGCGCAAGCUGCAAGGGUUGUUUUCACACGAGGUGUUGUUAUAAAUGCUGCCUGUUGAUAUUUUCAUUAUUGUUUUGGUGGUCAAAAGUGUAAGAAGUGAAAAUAAAUAUAACUGAAACUAUAAAUAUCUGGAUACGAAAUGACUUCAAGAAGAAACGAAUAUUUAUCAAGUGCAGCAUAUAGAAGGCUAACCGAGGAACAGCGAGAAUCAUAUAUACAAUCUUUAUUUGAUGAAAUUUGUGACGAUGACGCUCCCUAUGACUUUGACUCAGAAGAGGAAGAAUAAAUUCAAAUCAAUGACAUUGAAAUUGCUGAUGACGAUGCUGAAGUUUCGCAAAGUGCCGCAGAAGUAUUACCUGAUUAUGCGGACUAUAAGGAUGAUGAAGAAGACGAUGAAGAAGAAGAAGUAGAAGUAAAUAAUGAAUUACCUGCUAGUGCCGAAAAAUUUGUUGCACGUGAUGGUACUGAGUGGAUGAAAGAACCAAAUGUAAGUCGUCAGGUACUCAGACAAAAUAUUUUAAGAGAACGUUCUGGACCAGCUAGAUGCACUGAAAUGUUGUCAAUAGAGCAAACAUUCAAAUGUUUCAUGAACGUUGAAAUGGCUGAUAUAAUUAUGCGCCACAUAAAUAAGUUAGCAAAAGAAACUUAUAAUGCUUACAACAAUGCGCAUCCAAACACAACUCCUAAGCCAUGGACGCCUGUGUCAAUAAAAGAGCUGUAUGCUUUUUUUGACAUACUUAUUAUGACUGGUGCGAACCAUGGCAAUGGAGAACAUGUUCGAGAUUUAUGGAGCGUCAAAAACUAUCCUUUAUAUCGCGCCACAAUGGGAGUCAACCGUUCCUGUUCGAUAUUGCGGUUCCUAAGAUUUGACGAUAAAAACACUCGUACAACACGCUUACUAACUGAUAAAGCAGCACCGAUCAGUGAGUUGUGGACGAUGAUGAACAAUAAUCUUGCUGCACAUUACAAGCCCAGCUCAUGCUUGACGAUUGAUGAACAAUUAUUUCCUUACCGUGGACGCACACGGUUUACGCAGUACAUACCGUCAAAACCUGCUAAAUAUGGUGUCAAGGUUCGGUGGAUUUGCGAUGCCACAAAUGCAUAUCCACUGCAUGGACAAAUAUAUACUCGCCAAGCAGAAACUGGUAGGGAAACGAACCAAGGCGAACGUAUGGUGAAGGAUUUGUCUGCCAAAUACCAAGGAAGUGGCCGAAACAUUACAAUGGACAAUUUUUUUACGACCUUGCCAGUUGCAGACCUGCUUCUCACCUGGAAACUCACGAUCGUUGGAACUUUACGCAAAAACAAAUCAUAUAUUCCUCAAGAAAUGAAGCAGAACGAAAACAGGACAAUUGGUUCAACGACAUUUGGCUUCAAAAAUAAUGUGACAAUGUGCUCUUAUGUUCCCAAUAAAAAUAAAGCAGUAAUUUUGCUUUCGACCAUGCAUAAUGAUGCUGAAAUAGCCGACAGUGGGAAACCUGAAAUAAUUUAAUAUUAUAAUCGUACCAAAGGUGGUGUUGAUCGAAUGAACCAAAUGUUUGCGGAAUAUCCAACACAAAGAGGCUAACUUCGAAAACGUACUACUGCAAAGUUUUAAUGCGGUUUUACUACAGUAUUUAUACAUCAUCUGCAUGCAACGUCAAAUAACAUCGUAUUACUAUGCAUUGUAUAUUUUGACGUUUUACAACACUUUUACUGCAAAGUUUAUUUUCGCAAACAGCUGUUUUAGAAAUUUAAAUUCAACGAGCGCAAAAAUAUCACAAUGGAUAAAAAUAAAGUCAAGAGUGCAAUUAUAAACGUUGUUUUGCGUUUCUCUGAAAAUAAAUGCACAAAUAACAUUCAAAUUUUUCGUUAAAUAUUUAAAUCAAAAUAUAAAUAAUUUCAAAUAUAGUAAUGUCAAAAAGCACAUUGGAAGAAAGGUGCCUAAAAAUUCGGGGUUCUGGAAAACUAUUGCGUUGAAACUUUGAAAAGCAUCAAGUUUCUUAGUGAUGCACGAUUUUAUGUAUCACUGCGCAUCGACUACCGAGUUAAUGCGUUUCAAAAUAUGAUGUACUGUAAUAAAGACUGCGGAUGCUUUAUCGAACUUCGAACUUUGUUCGUAUGCAAAGCAAUUGACGUUUUCGAAGUCAGCCAGACAAACAAAACGAUGGCUACUAGCGAUGUUCUUCAACAUGUUGGACAUUACAGCUCUUGCAGCCUACAUUGUCUACGAUUUGAAUAACCCUAUGUUGCCUUGGAGAAGAAACAACAAGCGUAAGCAGAUCCUGCGCAGCUUGGCUGAAGCAUUGUGUAUGCCCAUUGUUGAAGCCAGAGCCAUAAAUCGUCAAGUGACGCGAAAUUUUUCGACUAAAAUUGCUAUUGAAGCAUAUUUCAACCGACCGGUGGAAUCAAUGGUGUCAACAGCAGCAUCAAAAUCUGCCACAGCACUCACGCCAAAACCUGUGUCUGGAUCUUGCUAUUUAUGUUAUGCACAAGAGGAAAAACGCCGUAGAAAAACCAGAAAGGUGUGCGCCAAAUGUAAGAAGCCAAUGUGUCUUGAACAUUCGGUCACAUCAACAAAUUGCUCUAUUUGCCAUGAUUUUCCUUAGAUAUAAGAUGCAUUUUUAUGAUUUUUGUAAUAAAAGUCAAUAAUAUAAUGUGU
Molecule: messenger RNA, 2662 nt
Organism: Bactrocera tryoni
Lineage: Eukaryota; Metazoa; Arthropoda; Insecta; Diptera; Tephritidae
Exons: 3
Coding region: 494-1513 (339 amino acids)
Source: RefSeq, a predicted model, not a curated record